CUGCAUAGGGCAGAAGCUGCCAUAAAAUGCCAAUAUCUGACUGUUAAAUCUCCGCCCUUCCUUCCUUAUCACCCCCUUCUAUAUAUCUGUUCUCCCCUCGCCAUUUUUCUCGUUACGAGACCUUCAAAUCCACCUCUUUCAUGCUUGUACCUGUAAUGCUGGAUUGAAGAUCUUUGUCAAUAUUUAAAGUUCUGCAACUUUUUUCCUGCUCCGCUGUCUGUUUUGCUGAUUAAUUGUUGGAGCGGAGAUUCAAAAUGGCACCAAGGAACAGCCGAGGAAAGCCAAAAGGGGAGAAGAAGAAGAAAGAAGAAAAGGUUCUUCCGGUGGUUGUGGACAUCACUGUGAAUCUUCCCGAUGAAACUCAAGUUAUUUUAAAGGGAAUAUCGACCGAUAAAAUUAUAGAUGUUCGUAGGCUUCUAUCCGUCAACACUCUAACUUGUAGCAUCACCAAUUUUUCGUUAUCCCACGAGGUGAGGGGGCCCCGAUUGAAGGACACGGUCGACGUUUCAGCGCUGAAGCCUUGCGUCUUGACGCUUGUAGAAGAGGACUACGACGAGGAAAGCGCAGCGGCGCACGUUAGGAGGUUGCUGGACCUAGUGGCCUGCACGACCUGCUUCGGUCCCUCGGCGACCAAUGCCGACGCUGCAGCCUCAGCCAGCAAGGAUUCCAAGCCCGAAGCCACUAAAAAUGCGCGUGGUGCGCAUGAUAAGACCACCAUCACCACCACCACCGUCAAACCUCCUACUACGGCCAAGCAACCGCCGGCGUUGAAAUCAUCAACUUCAUCUUCAUCACCUAAGGAUGCAUCUCUGGAGGGAGAAGGAGAAAUGAGCGGCUCCUGCCCUAAACUAGGCAACUUCUACGAGUUCUUCUCUCUCGCGCAUCUCUCAGCUCCUUUGCAAUUUAUAAGAAGGACGACCAGGCAGCAGGACUAUCAGAUGUUGGCAGAUGAUCAUCUUUUCUUCCUUGAAGUGAAGCUUUGCAAUGGGAAGCUGGUCCUUGUUGAAGCUUGCAGGAAAGGAUUCUAUAGUGUUGGAAAGCAGCAAAUUCUAAGUCACCACCUGGUUGAUUUGUUACGACAACUUAGUAGGGCCUUUGAUAAUGCCUAUGAUGAUCUCAUGAAUGCCUUUUCAGAUCGCAACAAGUUUGGGAAUCUGCCUUAUGGCUUCAGAGCCAACACAUGGCUCAUUCCUCCUGUUGCACUACAGUUACCGUCAAUUUUCCCUCCUCUCCCUGUGGAGGAUGAAACAUGGGGAGGAAAUGGUGGUGGUUUGGGUAGAGAUGGAAACAGUGAUUUGAUUCCUUGGGCUAGUGAGUUUUUGUUUCUUGCAUCCGUGCCCUGCAAGACUGCAGAGGAGAGGCAGGUUCGAGAUAGGAAAGCUUUUCUUCUCCACAGUUUAUUUGUAGAUGUUGCCAUUUUCAGAGCCAUUUCAGCAACGCAGCAUGCAAUGGAAAAACUGGAUUUAACCCAUUCUGUUGCUAAUAGAGAAAUUCUUUAUUCUGAGAGACUAGGGGAUUUGAGCAUUACUGUCAUGAAAGAUGCUUCCAAUGCAAGCUGUAAGCUAGAUACAAGGAUUGAUGGAUUUCUGGCCACUGGUAUGGAUCAAAAGAAUCUAGUGGAGAGAAACCUGCUGAAAGGGAUUACUGCUGAUGAAAAUACUGCUGCCCAUGAUACUGCUACUCUAGGCAUCGUCAAUGUAAGAUAUUGUGGUUACAUUGCUGUUGUGAAAGUUGAGGGGAGAGAGAACUGUAAAGUGGAUCCCUCAUUUCAGAGCACUGAACUUCUUAGUCAGCCUGAAGGCGGUGCCAACGCCCUUAAUAUUAACAGUUUGAGAUUGCUUCUUCACAAAAGAAGAGCUUCAGAACACCAUAAGUCUCUGCCUCAUUUACAGACUUCAGAGCGCGAUGAGCUUAGUGCUUGUGAAGAUUUUGUGAAGAGACUGUUGGAAGAGAGUCUUGCUAAGCUUGAGGUAGAGGAGGUUGAACAGGAUGCUUUUGUGAGGUGGGAACUUGGAGCCUGUUGGAUACAGCAUUUGCAGGAUCAUAAGACUACUGAGAAGGAUAAGAAACCAUCAAGUGACAUGGCAAAGAGUGAGAUGAAGGUUGAGGGACUUGGGAAGCCUCUUAAGUCCCUAAACAAUAAGAAGAAGUUGGAUAUAAGUAAUCCGAAAAUGCAGUCUGAGAUUUUGAAAUCCCCUGCCAACGGUGAUAUUGGGGAAACCAAGAAUACUUCACUGCAUUCUGUAGAAUGCGAGCUCGCAACUAAUGCUAGCGAGAAUGGACUUGUGUUAAAGAGGAUGUUGUCAGAUGCUGCAUUUACGCGGUUAAAAGACUCAGACACUGGACUUCAUUGCAAGCCUUUGCAAGAACUAAUUGAUUUGUCUCAGAAAUAUUACAAUGAAAUUGCUCUUCCAAAACUGGUGGCUGAUUUUGGAUCCUUGGAACUCUCACCAGUUGAUGGUCGGACUCUCACUGAUUUUAUGCAUACUAGAGGUCUACGGAUGCGUUCUCUAGGACAUGUUGUUAAGCUUUCAGAAAAGCUAUCACAUGUGCAGUCACUCUGCAUACAUGAGAUGAUAGCACGUGCUUUUAAGCACAUUCUGCAGGCUGUGAUUGCUGCUGUUGCUAAUAUGGAGGAAAUGGCUUCAUCAAUAGCUGCUGCAUUAAAUCUAAUGCUUGGGGUUCUUGAAAAUGGAGAAUUAGAUCAAUCUUGCAAUUUCCAUCCUCUAAUCUGGCGAUGGUUGGAGAUAUUCUUGAUGAAGCGAUAUGAAUACGAUCUUAGCAGCUUCAACUACAAAGACACGAGGAAAGUUGCAAUUCUACGUGGAUUGUGUCAUAAGGUGGGUAUUGAGUUGGUUCCGAGGGAUUUUGAUUUGGAUUCUCCAAAGCCAUUCCGAAAGGUUGAUGUUGUCAGCUUGGUACCAGUGCAUAAGCAAGCUGCUUGCUCAUCUGCGGAUGGAAGGCAAUUGCUAGAAUCAUCCAAAACAGCCCUAGAUAAGGGAAAACUUGAAGAUGCAGUCAGCUAUGGGACAAAGGCUCUUGCUAAGCUGAUUGCUGUUUGUGGCCCCUACCAUCGCAUGACAGCUGGAGCUUACAGCCUUCUUGCUGUUGUUUUAUAUCACACUGGGGAUUUUAAUCAGGCCACAAUUUACCAACAAAAAGCAUUGGAUAUUAAUGAGAGAGAACUAGGACUCGAUCACCCAGAUACAAUGAAGAGUUAUGGGGAUUUGGCUGUGUUCUAUUACAGACUUCAGCAUACAGAACUGGCUCUUAAGUAUGUAAAACGAGCGUUGUAUCUCUUACAUCUUACAUGUGGCGCAUCUCAUCCUAACACUGCUGCAACAUACAUCAAUGUGGCUAUGAUGGAGGAAGGCCUGGGAAAUGUCCAUGUUGCUCUUAGAUAUCUGCAGAAGGCUCUGAAGUGCAACCAAAGAUUACUUGGGCCAGAUCAUAUUCAGACGGCAGCAAGUUAUCAUGCAAUAGCAAUUGCACUCUCGUUGAUGGAAGCUUACCCUUUGAGUGUUCAGCAUGAGCAAACAACCUUGCAAAUUCUCCGAGCAAAGCUGGGCCCUGAUGAUCUACGUACACAGGAUGCUGCUGCUUGGCUUGAGUACUUCGAAUCCAAGGCUAUUGAGCAGCAAGAAGCUGCGCGGAAUGGGGCUCGAAAGCCUGAUGCAUCCAUAGCCAGCAAAGGACACCUAAGUGUAUCAGAUUUGCUAGACUACAUUAAUCCAAGUCCUGAUGUCAAAGGAAGAAAUUCUGUAGCAGUGAAAAGGAAAAGCUGUAUAGCAAAGGUCAUUCCUCCCAACUUUAGACUUGCGCUUCAUUCCCCUGAUGUUUUCCAAGUUAAGAGAAAAUCCUACCAAAAUGUGUGCUCGGGGAGUUCAGAAGAGUCUUUAACAGUGAACUCUAAUGGGGCUUCGGAUGAAGAGAAAAAAGUUCCUGCAUCUGGAGUCAACACAAGUGUUGAUCUUGAAACUAGCUAUCCACUGGUAGAGUCUGAACAUCCUGUCAUUAAUGAAUCAGCAGCGGAAAAGCCAAAUAUUGCAAAUGAAAUCAUAUCUGAAACUGAUGCUGAAGGAGAAGAUGGUUGGCAACCUGUUCAAAGGCCCAGAUCAGCUGGCUCAUAUGGGCGCCGACUAAAGCAAAGACGAGCAACAUUUGGAAAGGUCUAUAAUUAUUUGAAAAAAGAUGUGGAUGCUGAACUGGACUAUGCUCAAGUGAAGAAUGCUUAUCAGAAUAGUAGGUACUACAUGUUAAAGAAGCGAUCAUCCACACCUGGAAGUUAUACAGAUCACCAUGCAUUGAAGAGUCCCUCCCCAGGUACUAAAUUUGGGCGGAAGAUAGUGAAAGGUAUCACAUACAGGGUCAAAUCUGUGCCUUCAUCUACCCAAAUUCCUACUGCUGAGACGUCUAAAAGUGAAUCUCGUGUCAUCAGUUCUCCAUUAGAUCAGAGGCCAAUUUCUUCACCAAGCAAAGCUGAUUCAAACUCACAAAAACGAUCAAUAGUUAGUCUUGGAAAGUCUCCCUCCUAUAAGGAAGUAGCGCUGGCUGCCCCAGGUACUAUUGCUAAGCUAGAGGUCGUGGUAUCCCAAAAUGAUGUACCAGGGAACAAGGAACUUGUUGAAAAAUAUAAAGAGGUAAAAAAUGAUGCUGAAGAAAAUGAUGAAUUAGCAACACCGGAGGCAGAAAAUGUCAAUGUAGAGAACAAUGAUAAUUCUAUUUUGAAUUCUAUGGAUCUCUUAAAACACGAAGUUGAAGUUGUUGAGAGUAAAGAGAAAAUGGAGUCAAAUAAUGCAGUGGGUGAUGACUCUUCUGUGAUUAUGUCUGAAAACCAGGAAGAUUUCAAAUCCGCCAGUAAUGAGGUUAAUGGAGUGGUAGAUGAAAGCAUCCAAUUGAAUGGCUUGCCAAAUUUGGUUGACUUGCCAAAAACUGAGCUAUGUAAGAAGGAUUUGUCUGAAAGUUUUGAGCCACCCAAAAAUAAUUUGAACUUCAAUUUACGAGGAGUAGAGGAUUUGAAGGAAAAAUUCUCAGUUGAAAAUUCAGUUCAAAAUUUAGGUGAUACUCAAGAAAUUCCAAACAGGAAGUUGUCUGCGUCAGCAGUUCCAUUCAAUCCAUCAUCAGAAAUUGCUCGUGCUGCAUCUGUGCCCAUGAACCUAGCUAUCCCUUCUGGUCACGGUGCUGUUCCAGCUGUUGCCCCUUGGUCACUAAACAUGAGUAUUCACCCAGGCUCUUCUACCGUCUUACCCACGGUAAAUGCAAUUUGCUCGCCUCACCACCCAUACCCAUCGCCUCCCUCAACACCAAAUAUGAUGCAUCCAGUGCCAUUUAUAUACCCUCCUUAUCCUCAACCCCAGGCAGUAGCAACUAGUACCUUUCCUGUGACAAGUAGACAAUUUCAUCCCAAUCAUUUUGCAUGGUCCUGCAAUAUUAGCCCGAACGCAGCAGAAUUUAUUCCUAAUAAUGCUUGGCCUGGCUGCCAUCCAAUGGAGUUAUCUGUGUUGCCAAGUGUCGUUGAUCCAAUUGCUGAUCCCGCAUUAGAACCGGCCAUGCAAUCUGAUAGCUCUGAAAGCCUGAGCUCAGCUCCCGUUCAGCCAGUGAACAUUGACACUGGGGAAGAAGCCAAGACAGAAGUGAAUUUAGCAUCAGAGACAGCAGAUAAUGUGAAUAAAGUUGGUGGUGUAGUGUUGGAAAAUGAGAAGGAAAAUGGUCAUUCAAAUCCAUGCAGGCUUGAAAGUGCUGAAAAUGAACUGAAUCACAGUAAUGGUUCAAAUGAGAAUGAGCACACUGGUAGUAGUGGUGAGAAUUCAAGGAAACCUUGGAAGACUGAUGGUGAGAAAACCUUCAACAUUUUGAUAAGGGGGAGAAGAAACCGAAAGCAGACUCUGAGAAUGCCAAUAAGUUUGCUUAGCAAACCGUAUGGUUCACAAUCUUUCAAAUUGAUAUAUAGCAGGGUGGUCAGAGGGGGCGAAGCUUCCAAAUCUACUGGCUUUUCUUCAAGUGUAGAAGAAACAGCUAUUGCUGACUAAGCUCAAGCUUUGGUAGUGUUGUUGCAUAUCAAAUAUAGCAGGAUGACUGAGAAAGAGGCAGAAGAUAAUAUCUAGUUCUGUCAUGUACCAUGGAAACCAGAGCCUUGGAUUUUCUCUCAAUUUUUUCAUUACUUCCUGAAGAGUGCAGAUGCUUUUUAUUCGAUUUGGUCCCUCAGUCCGCACACAAGUGUUGAUGGAUGAAUUGAAGAAUAUUCUUUUCCAGUCUAGGUUUACAAUUGGAAACCUAAUUUUGGGGCUUCAAAGGAAAAGGUGUUUCUCGGGUGACAACACUGAUUCUUGGAAAAUUUUGAUGCUUCAUUUCGCAUCAUUCGGAUGCUGAAUAUCGAUUUUGGAUUCGAAAUGAGCUAGAUAGAUAAUUAAUUAUUAAUUCAAUUUAAUUGUACAUGACUUUAGUUUUUCUUUUUCGUAUUUUUUUUUAAUUUCUUUCUGGCUUCUGACUACUGUCAAGACUUGUUGUCUUUGUUGUAGCUGGCUAGUACCCUGCCUGUUGCGUGCUUUUGAAAUGCGACAGUAUUUUGCCUAAACGAAUAUCUAUUUAUAAGGUUCUCUGAAACUUGUUUUUCAAAUCAAUUACAACCCAGAGAACAAUAGCAUAUUCAAUUCCUAUCUUGUAACAA
Molecule: messenger RNA, 6667 nt
Organism: Malania oleifera
Lineage: Eukaryota; Viridiplantae; Streptophyta; Magnoliopsida; Santalales; Ximeniaceae
Product: protein REDUCED CHLOROPLAST COVERAGE 1
Exons: 28
Coding region: 255-6029 (1924 amino acids)
Biological process (GO): organelle organization
Cellular component (GO): cytoplasm
Molecular function (GO): protein binding
Source: RefSeq, a predicted model, not a curated record